Molecule: messenger RNA, 1704 nt
Organism: Plasmopara halstedii
Lineage: Eukaryota; Oomycota; Peronosporomycetes; Peronosporales; Peronosporaceae
Product: cmgc dyrk dyrk2 protein kinase
Exons: 1
Coding region: 1-1704 (567 amino acids)
Biological process (GO): peptidyl-threonine phosphorylation; peptidyl-serine phosphorylation
Molecular function (GO): ATP binding; protein serine/threonine/tyrosine kinase activity; protein serine/threonine kinase activity
Source: RefSeq, a predicted model, not a curated record
AUGGAACCUGUGGCAGCUUCAUCCCACUCUAUGGAGCUUCGUCGAGCGCAGCGUCUGUUGCCUGCGCUAGCUCCAGCCCCACCAAGCUCUGGAUUGGCUUCCGACAAGCCGUGCAAAAUAGAGCAGCUUCAGACGCAGGAGCCAACAACAAAGACUAAAGCGUCAGUUACUAAGAAACCACUGAUUGCACACAUUUUUUUUAACCGGCGGCCUUUGGACUUCAUUCAACGAACAACAAGCUCGUUAUUGGCCACAAGCAAAACAACAACAUCUACUAGCGUCGUCGCAACGUCAGUAGCUGCGGAGGAACGCAAGUUUUGGCAGCCGCAUCGUCCUCGUGGAGAAAAAAGUGGACGUCGAAGGCUUCAGCAGCUGCAGGUCACUCAACAGCUGAAUUUAAACGCAAGAGCUGAAAGUGAUGCCGAAGAGGCUGCAGCAAAGCUGACCGCGGCUAGGAGAAGCUCGGGGUUAUGUUCUGGUGAACAAGUUUUGAUGAAUGCACAGAAAGCAGCGGAGCUUACAGCGUUUGAGCAAGUGGAAAUUCUGAAGUACAAGGACAUAUAUUUUAUAUCAAAAUUGGCAAAUAAACGUGACCGACGCAAUGGCAAAGCUGAAAAGACUUUACCUGAUUCCGUUGACGAAAAUUUAGACGAUCGUUUGACGAAAUUGUAUAAUCAUGGGUACGAUGACGAACAUGGCGACUAUUUGGUGGUAAUUGGCGACCACUUGGCGUACCGGUACGAAGUUUUGAGUGCAUUAGGACAAGGAUCGUUCGGCCAGGUUGUGUGCUGUCUUGAUCAUCGCACUCGCACGUUGGUCGCUGUCAAGGUGAUUUGUAAUCGAAAGACGUAUCACACACAAGCAUUCAAAGAAGUGAGGCUAUUGACACAACUUCAGAAAGCAAUAGCUGGAGAUGACAAGGAUGCACAUGUUAUUUGUAUGGACAAUUAUUUUGAGUUUCGCAACCACUUGUGUAUUGUAUUCAAGGUGUUGGGUUUGAAUCUUUAUGACUAUCUCAAGAUGCGUCAAUUCCGCGGUCUGCCCAUGAACAGCGUGCGUACGAUUGCCACGCAGCUUGUACAGGCAUUGAAUUUACUGAAGCGAGAGCAGAUUCUUCAUUCUGAUUUAAAGCCAGAAAACAUACUUUUAGAUGCAGGGACUGUGGCAGCAGAUGGAGUCGUCAAUAAAGUGACACUAAUUGAUUUUGGCAGCAGUUGUUUGGAAUCGGGUCCAAUGUCUAAGUAUAUCCAGACCCGAUUUUACAGAAGUCCAGAAGUGUUGCUUGGUCUUCCAUACUCUUACGCUAUCGAUAUGUGGAGUUUAGCUUGCAUCCUUGUCGAGCUGCACACUGGUUAUCCAAUAUAUGCGGGUGAGAAUGAACAAGAUCAAUUGGCCUGUAUUAUGGAGGUACUGGACGUGCCUCCACCGGUGAUGGUGCGCAACAGCAAGCGACGUUUGAUAUUGUUUGACGAAGUAAUUAAUCCUGCGGUCAUGGACUGUGUUGAUUAUGUACCGAAGACGUAUGUAAAUUCGCGGGGCCAACAACGAACGCCCGGCUCACGAAGUUUCAUGGAUGCAGUCAAGUCAAAUGAUGUAAAUUUUGUGGCUUUUUUAACAAAGUGCUUUGUUUGGGACCCGUGUGAGCGUCUUACACCCGAGCAAGCACUUCAAGAACCUUGGCUACGCGACCAGGUGAACGAAUAA